AUGCGUCGUGCCACCAUUCAGGCCUUCCGAGCCAGCCUCCAAUGCAGCACGCGAGGCUUGCGAUUUAACCCGCGCCGGGGCUAUUCUUCUCUCAUCUCCUCCUCCACUGCGACUGGGAGACGGGCCACCCUCGUCACACCUCCAACCCGCCGAUUCCUUUCCACGUCGCCACCCACACGCAGUCGCAGCAACAGUGACGGCAGCCACAACAAACCGAACAACAGCAAUAGCCUCCAGAUCCCAACGGCCGGGAACACGCCGGUACCCGGCGAACCACUCAGAUCAUCCAUGUUCUACCGGCGGGCGUCGGUGGCCGUGGUCUCCGCGCUAGUGGGCUUCGGGGCAUACUACUCGUACGGCGGCAACGGAACGGACAGUUUGGGAACGCGGGCAUACUCUUCGGCAUCGGGCGGCUCAUCCACCACAGCCGGCGGCGAAAUGGGGCCGACGCGCUCGGUCUUGGUGAUUGGCGCCAACGAUCUACACACGGGCACGUUUGUCGGCGACGGGCCCAUCUCCAAAACCACGGGCACCGACGGCCGGCGUGUUAUUGAGAUGCUGACGCCGGACCAGGCGACCGAAGCGUUGCGGCGGACAGAGGAGUCAUACUAUGUGAACCGUGGCCAGGGUGUGGUGCGAUAUGAUUUGGUGCAGCUCCCAAGCAAUGAUCCGAUUGAGGAUGAUCAUGCGGAGAAGAUUGUGGAGAUGCCGGAUGGGAAUGGGGUCCAAGGUGGGAGUAGCGACUGGAUGUUUUGGGGUGUGUUUGACGGACACUCUGGGUGGACAACAUCAGCCAAAUUGCGCCAGGCCCUAGUUACGUUUGUAGCCCGCGAACUCAACGAUACCUACCAGGCGUCCAGCCUGAUGCCAUCACAAGAUGCGGUCGAUGCCGCCAUCAAGAAGGGCUUCCUGAAGCUGGACGACGAUAUCGUGAACCAGAGCGUGGAAAAGGUCAUGCAGGCCAACAACAAACUUGCUGCGGCCGGGCUACUCACCCCCGCACUGUCCGGCUCUUGCGCGCUCCUAUCUUUCUACGACAGCCAAUCUAAGCUUCUUAAGGUCGCCUGUACGGGCGAUUCUCGGGCUGUCCUGGGCCGCCGCUCGACGUCCGGCAAGUGGACCGCCACGCCGCUCUCGGUAGACCAGACGGGAAGCAACCCUGAUGAGGCUGCCCGGCUGCGCAAGCUACACCCUGGUGAGCCGGACGUUGUCCGCAACGGCCGCGUGCUAGGUAGUCUCGAGCCCACGCGCGCGUUCGGAGAUGCGAAAUACAAGUGGACGCGCGAGAUCUCGCAAAAGCUGAGGCAACAUUUCUUUGCCAAUUCGAUCCCGCCUCUCCUCAAAACGCCCCCUUACGUGACCGCCGAACCAGUCAUCACCACCGCCAAGAUCGAACCCGACAACGGCGAUUUCCUGGUUAUGGCUACCGACGGCCUCUGGGAGAUGCUGACCAACGAGGAGGUUGUUGGCCUGGUGGGCAAGUGGAUCGAGACGCAACAAAUCACCAAGGGCAGUAGCGGCAGCCCUAGCAGUGGGGGGUCGCAAUUUGAUACAGUAUGGACACGGAUUUUUGGAGCCAAGAGCGGGCUUCCCGUCGAGACCGCCGCCUCAGAUGCCUCCAGCAGCGGCCAAAAGAGCCCCUUUCGCCGGGGUAGCCGCGACUCGUCGUCAGGAGACUCGUUUGUCGUGAAGGAUCUCAACGUCGCGACACAUCUCGUGCGGAACGCGCUCGGCGGCAAGAACCAGGAGCAAGUAUCGGCUCUUUUGACGCUGCCGGCGCCCGUGUCGAGGCGGUAUCGCGAUGAUCUGACGGUACAGGUGGUUUUCUUUGGCAAUGGUGAGCGUACGGGGGAGGUGGUGGUUAAUCUGGACGCCACGGCGCUGGCGAAGCCGUCGAAGGCGAAGCUCCACGAGUACCUCACCGAGGAAGAGCGCAGGCUCAAGCAAGACCGCGAGCGCACAAAGUACUGGAAGAAAUGGGGGUCUUACGUCGCUGAGAGGCAGUGGGCGACGGUGCGAGAGGACUAUAGCGAGGACGGCGAUGCCUGGAGCCACUUCCCGCACGACCAUGCCCGCUCUCGCGCGUACCGCUGGGGUGAGGACGGCAUUGCCGGUGUUUGCGACACCCACGGCUACCAGAACAUUGCCUUUGCCUUCUGGAACGAGAAAGACCCCUUUCUCAAGGAACGCCUCUUUGGCCUAUCGAACCCACAGGGGAACCAUGGUGAGAGUAUCAAGGAAGCCCAUUUCCACCUAGACAACACACCUCACUCGUACAUGAAGUAUCUAUACAAGUACCCGCAGAAGGCCUUCCCAUACGACGACCUGCGCGACGAGAAUGCACGACGUGGUAAGACAGACAAGGAGUACCAGAUUCUCGACACUGGUGUCUUCGACGAGGACCGCUACUGGGAUAUAUUCAUCGAGACGGCCAAGGAAGACGAUGACCCGGAUGAGCUGCUCUUCCGGGUGACUGCCUGGAACAGAGGCCCUGACCCCUCUCCGCUACACAUCAUCCCUCAUGUGUGGUUUCGCAACACAUGGUCCUGGGGCCGCGAGCCUGCCGAAAACCGGCCGUCGAUGGGAAUUCACGAUGAGAACCUGAUCAAGACGAAACACCACAAGCUAGGUGACCGCUACGUUCUUCUGUCCCCAUCGCCUGGCGUUGGCGCCAGCGAAGAAGAUGUACAGCCUGAGAUUCUGUUCACGGAAAACGAGACGAACUACUCAUUGCUGUACAAGGGGAAAAACGAGUCGGAAUAUGUCAAGGAUGCUUUCCAUCGCCACAUUGUCGACCAGGAGAAGGGCGCGAUCAACCCGGAUCAGGUUGGCACCAAGGCUGCCGCGUGGUUCUCAUUCAAUGAAGAUGGCGGUGUCAAGCCGGGCGAGUGUGCUGUCGUCCGGUUCCGCUUUUCCAAGAAGUGCGAGACGUACCUCGACGAGGAAGAGUUCGACGACAUCAUCGAGCGCAAGAAGGAGGAGGCUGAUGACUUUUACUACCACAUCAGCCCCCUACCCAUGGCUGACGACCUCCGCAACAUCCAGAGACAGGCCUUCUCUGGCAUGAUGUGGUGCAAGCAACAUUACCUCUUCAUCUGGGAGGAGUGGGCAAAUGGCGAUCCCAGCCAGCCGCCUCCACCGCCGGGCCGCAAAGGGAUUCGUAAUUCUGCGUGGAAACACUUGCAUUGCGACGAUAUCUUAUCCAUGCCCGACUCUUGGGAGUACCCUUUCUUUGCGGCUUGGGAUACUAGUUUCCACUGCAUCACUCUGGCCAUGAUAGACCCGGAGUUCGCCAAAAAGCAGCUUGACUUGUUCACUCGCGAGUGGUACUGCCAUCCUAAUGGCCAGCUUCCUGCGUAUGAAUGGAACUUUGGCGACGUCAACCCGCCCGUCCACGCUUGGGCAACUUUUCGUGUCUUCAAGAUUGAGCGCAAGCUGUACGGCCGACAGGAUCUUGAUUUCCUCGAGCGCGUGUUCCAGAAAUUGCUGCUGAACUUCACCUGGUGGGUAAACCGCAAGGAUGUGGAGGGCAAGAAUGUAUUCGAAGGCGGCUUCCUUGGCCUGGACAACAUUGGUCUGUUCAACCGCUCCGAGCCCCUGCCGACAGGCGGCACACUAGAGCAGGCGGACAGCACGGGCUGGAUGGCCUUUUAUUGUCUCAACAUGCUCAACAUUGCGCUCGAGCUCGCUAAGCACCGGCGCAUCUACGAGGACAUUGCGACCAAGUUCUUUGAGCACUUCAUCCUCAUUAGUGACGCCAUGACGUUCCGGAUGGGCCAGACCGACGAGCAGUCGUUGUGGAACGAAGAAGAUGGCUUCUACUACGAUGCCAUCUCGUGGGGUGGCCCUUGGAUCCAGCAGAUGCCUGUCCGGUCGUUGGUCGGACUGAUCCCGCUGUACGCCACGCUCACGCUGGAGCCAGAACUUAUCAACCGGCUGCCGACCUUCAAGAAGCGGGUCGAGUGGUUUGUGAACAACCGCGAAGACGUGGCUGAGCGGACGAUGCAUAGCAUCCGCACGCGUGGUAAAGGCGACCGUAUCCUCCUGUCUCUCGUCAACAAGGACCGGCUCACGAAGAUUCUCCAGCGCAUGCUGGACGAGGAGGAGUUCUUCAGCCCCCACGGCAUCCGUUCGCUGUCCAAGUAUCACAAGGAUCACCCGGUCUCCAUGGAUGUAAACGGCCAGACCUUUGGUGUCAGCUACGUUCCCGGCGACUCCGACAGCGGCCUGUUUGGUGGCAAUAGCAACUGGCGCGGGCCCAUCUGGCUGUGUGUCAACUUCUUGCUAGUCGAGUCGCUCCAGCGGUUCUUCCUCUUCUUUGGGCAGAAUCUGCAGGUUGAAUGCCCUGUUGGUUCGGGCGAUUACAUGCAUCUGGGCCACGUCUCGGAGGAGAUCCAGCACCGGCUGCAACAUUUGUUCGUGCGCGACAACGACGGACGCCGCAGCAUCAACGGGGGCAAUGAGGUGCUCGACUUUGACCCUCACUGGAAGGAUUACCUGUGGUUUUAUGAGUUUUUUGACGGCGAUAACGGUCGCGGUCUCGGUGCCACCCACCAGUGCGGUUGGACUGGUCUAAUUGCGCGCAUGAUCCAUGAUACUGGCGUCAACUGCCGGCUGCCGCAAACCCCGCGCACCCCGCGCGCGGGCAUGUCGCAUUAUUUUGACGACGUUAUCCAGCGUGGCACCAAAGACACUGCGCAAACACCCAGCGUUUUAUCCCCACGUCUACGCCGCAGCUCGACAAACCGCUCGCUGGCCGCCCGCAGCGACUACGGCGAUGACGAUGAGGAUGACGAGGCCGUCAACGGUGGGCUUGGUCAGAACGGGGAUGGGGCGCAGAAGAAAGAGAAUGGUGACAAGCGGGAGAAGACACAGCGGAAUGGGGACGGGGAUAGGAGGGGGUCGAUCAACCCGGCGCUGCUGAAUGAUCCGGAGAGGGUCAAGGCGAGGUCGGAGGCGGACAAGCAUUUGCAUUCGUACAUUAGCCAGCAGUUGGAGCGGGUGAAGCUGGAGAGGGGGGAUGAUUAUGAAAAUCUGGAGGGGGAUGAGUAUGUAACGAAGGCUUAG
Messenger RNA from Dichotomopilus funicola, 5067 nucleotides. Its product is annotated as protein phosphatase. Bases 1 to 5067 code for a protein of 1688 amino acids. The transcript is spliced from 10 exons. Gene Ontology annotation, biological process: protein N-linked glycosylation; oligosaccharide metabolic process. The record is from RefSeq and is a predicted model, not a curated record. NCBI's taxonomy places the organism in Eukaryota, Fungi, Ascomycota, Sordariomycetes, Sordariales, Chaetomiaceae. Gene Ontology annotation, molecular function: Glc3Man9GlcNAc2 oligosaccharide glucosidase activity.